ACGUCAUGGGGAAUUGUCACAUGACUGUUGGGAGACGAAAACAGGAAGCGUUUGGUCUUUGUCGAUGCGAGAACUGUAUGGAAUUGAAAUUCACAAAAUGGGAAGUUAAGCAGACGCCACUCUUGUUUUACACGUUUCACUCAUCGACUUUUACGUUUUGCUUUGUUGGAUUUGAGGACGCCUCGUUUGUGCUGAGAGGGUCGGAGAUCGCCAUGGGCUCGGCGGUGGAGCGAACAGAUGAACAUGUGCGGGGAUAUCUGCUCUAUCGUGGCUUCACCAGCACGCUCAAACACCUGGACGGCGAGAUCAAAGCCGAUAAGGAGAAAGGCUUCCGGGUGGAUAAGAUCAUCGAUCAGCUGCUGCAGUUCGUCCAGAGUUUUGAACUGUCUGCUCUGAAGGACUACUGGCUCUACUUGGACAGGCGCCUUUUCUGCAGACUGGAGGAUGUUUACCGACCCACUGUGAACAAGCUAAGAGCGAGCCUGUACAGAUACUACGUUAUAAACGCCGUCCAGAGAGGAAACUUGGAGAAGACCCAGGAGUUUUUCCAGAAGCAGGCCAUGGAGCUGCAGGGUCAGCCCGAGUGGCGGGAUUGGUUCCUCUUGCCGUUUAUCCCUGCACCUGAGCAGAACCCGGCUUUUGCUCCGUACUUCUCCCGGCAGUGGUCCGACACCUUCCUGGUUUCGCUGCACAACUUCCUUUCUGUGCUCUUUCAGUGUAUGCCCCAACCAGUGCUGCUGAGUUUUGAUGCUGAAGUCCAGAAGACAACGAGCCUCACUGAGGAGAAUGAGCAGCUUCGUCAGCUGCUUUUCGCCCUGCAAACAGAAAGUCGAGACCAGAGCGAUGGAGACGAGGUGGUCCAUCACAAGCUUCCCCCGUAUGUUCAGAACAUGGACCGACUGGGAGAUACUGAGCUUGACCUAGUGUCAAGCCAGCGGGCUGUCAGUGUUGCCACCACACCAUCCAGGAACUUCUUCUCAACAUUCCUACCACAAGGUCGGCGCACCCCUGGAGGGAAAACGCAGCAGGUGACCUCUGUGUCUUCACCCAGCCAGGCGGCAGUUGGCAGAAAGGACCAACCAACUAGUCAGGUGAAAGGGCCAAAGAGUUUAAGCACAAUUGGCGCAACUUUACAGUCUUCCAAGUCAAAAGAUGCAGCCCAAGUCAAAGAAGCUAAACAAGGCUCCAGUCAAACAUCAGCCGGCGAACCGUCAAGUUCUCAAUCCCAACAUUCCAACCAGCAGACAAAUCAACCGACACAUUUACGACAUAAGAAAAUCCAGGCUCAUGAAAAAGAGCGCAAGGAGCUUUUCUCCAAGCCAUCGUCACAGUUACAAGAGAAAAAGGGGGAGGUAGGCGACGUGGAACCUCCAAAUGAGACCUCGGGCGAAGCUCCUGACUCUUCCUCCUCAAGCAGCAGGAGCGCAGGCAGAGGAGCAGAAGGAGUCGGGCUAUCGGCAGAGCAGCCAUUUAUCAAACUCAGUCAGGAGGAAUAUGGAGAACAUCAUUCCUCCAUCAUGCACUGCAGGGUCGAUUGCUCCGGUCGCAGAGUUGCCAGUUUGGAUGUAGAUGGUGUUAUUAAGGUGUGGUCCUUCAAUCCCAUCAUGCAGACCAAAGCCACCAUCAUGUCCAAGUCUCCUCUGCUUUCCCUCGAGUGGGCCACAAAACCUGACAGAUUGUUGUUACUCGGCAGCGGUGUUGGCACGGUGCGGUUGUAUGAUACAGAAGCAAAGAAGAAUCUAUAUGAGAUGAACAUUGAUGAAACCCAUCCACGUAUCUUGUCUUUGGCCUGCAGUCCCAGCGGUUCAUCCUUUGUCUGUUCAGCUGCAGCUGUCAACCCAACUGCACUUGUUGAGCCAAUGCAGGUGUCUGGACAGCUGCUGCUCUGGGACACCAAGACAGUGAAACAACAGCUCAGGUUCUCUUUAGAACCGGAACCAGUGGCCAUUAACUGCACAGCUUUCAACCACAAUGGGAACUUGCUGGUAACCGGAGCCGCGGACGGAGUCAUCAGACUCUUUGACAUGCAGCAGUAUGAGAGCGCUAUGAGCUGGAGGGCACAUGAUGGAGAGGUUUACAGUGUUGAGUUCAGCUAUGAUGAAAACACCGUCUUUAGCGUCGGAGAAGAUGGCAAGUUCAUCCAAUGGAACAUUCAUCGAUGUGGAGUGAAGCAGUCAGAGCAGGUUUUACCUCAAGACGCCACCGGGCCUUUUGUCCUGUCGGGGUACAGCGGAUACAAACAGGUCCAGGUUCCCCGGGGUCGCCUCUUCACCUUUGACUCGGAAGGACAACACGUCCUGACUUGUUCAAGCUCUGGAGGGAUCAUUUGCAAAUUGACAAAUGGAGAGCCCGCUCUGGAGAGCGUGCUGUCUCUGGGCGGACACAAAGCUCCAGUGGUGACAGUUGACUGGUGCUCGGCGUUGGACUGCGGCACCUGCCUGACUGCCUCCAUGGACGGAAAGAUCAAACUGAGCACGCUCCUUGCACAGAAGUCCUGAGUCAAAACCCGAGUACGAGACAUUCAUUUGAGGGGCGGCGUGCAUCGAGAGGAAUGGACUUAAUAGAGUUCAUGCAGAGAUUAUUCCGGAAUCUGAUGUCGGUGUAAGCAGUUUCAUGAUGCAAUACAAACAUGUUCGACAUUCAUGUCAGUACAGUAUUAAAGUCCACACUGUUUUUUUUUUUUUUUUUGUUUGUUUUUUUUACAGACCUGAAAGUGUUUGUCCUUUUUAUGUAGAAAAGCACUGUGGACAUUUGGCAGGUUUUUUUUUUUGUAGUUGCAAUUUGAAAGUACUUAUUCUAUAACAUUACACUUGCACAAAAAACAAAAGGGUUAAUGUCAAAUCAAAAAGGAGGACGAGAGAAACGGCGAGUUUCAUGUUAUAUCGUUUCAUUGGGUAACGUUUCCGCUACUUUCUGUAAAUCCACACAUUUACAGUACAUCAGUCAAAAUUGGAAGGUGCAAUAGUGAGUUGCAUAUUUGCCCCGAAGGUCUGAGGUUUGGGCUUUGAAUCUAGACCACCAAACAUACCAUUUCAUCAGUGAAGUAUGGUGGCGGUAGUGUCAUGUAUGGCUGUCAAUGGGACUGGUUGCCUUGUAUUUUGUAUAUUAUUAUUUUUUUGAUUCUGUGACUGCUGACACAAGCAGCAGGAUAAAUUCGGAAGUGUUUCGGGCAAAAUGAUCUGCUCAUAUUUAGCCAAAUGCUUCAGAACUAGACUUAGGAUUGGAAUACUGUGAAAUGAUGUAAACACAAAGAAAUAAAUACUUGGAAUUGUUUAAA
Messenger RNA from Phycodurus eques (leafy seadragon), 3277 nucleotides. RefSeq names its product WD repeat domain 91 (gene wdr91). Gene Ontology annotation, cellular component: early endosome membrane; extrinsic component of endosome membrane; late endosome membrane. The coding region runs from base 6 to 2498 and encodes 830 amino acids. Gene Ontology annotation, molecular function: protein binding; phosphatidylinositol 3-kinase regulator activity. The record is from RefSeq and is a predicted model, not a curated record. Gene Ontology annotation, biological process: early endosome to late endosome transport. NCBI's taxonomy places the organism in Eukaryota, Metazoa, Chordata, Actinopteri, Syngnathiformes, Syngnathidae. The transcript has 18 exons.